Oppia nitens is the source of this 501-nucleotide messenger RNA. RefSeq lists its product as uncharacterized. Lineage: Eukaryota; Metazoa; Arthropoda; Arachnida; Sarcoptiformes; Oppiidae. Bases 19 to 501 code for a protein of 160 amino acids. The record is from RefSeq and is a predicted model, not a curated record. The transcript is spliced from 4 exons.
UUAUGUAUUAAUACAGUUAUGAAAAUAGUAAUUUUGAUUUUGAUUAUCAAUAUCUAUGUACAUGUAUCCGACUUAUAUACAGCUGAGGGAGUGCCCCAUCAGUACGACCUGACAGUAAUUAGUACAUCCAAUCUGUCGUGUUAUACCUGUUCAACAAUUGACGACAUCGGCUGCAAAGUUAUCAACGAAAGCUAUUAUUACUACAAUAACAAAUACAGUACCUAUAAUACCCGUUACUAUGGAUCAAAGUGUGGAUCAGAUCAACCCUAUUGUCAGGUCCAGCGUUUGGACGCUAAGAUUAACCUAACACAUCACGACUACAAAUUCUGGGCCAUUCAACGCAAGUGUGCCAAAGAGUGUAGUGAUGGAUGUUUUGUUUUAGGAGAACGACAUAAACUGAGUUUAUGUACCACUUGUUGUAAAUCCAAUUAUUGUAAUAUUGGUAAUACUGGCGAUACAAUUGCUUAUUUAAAUAUCUUUCUUAUGUACAAACUGUGUUAA